AUGGAUCAGGAAAUUGGAAUAUAGGAAAAUAUGACACAGCAACUUCUUAAUAAAGAAUACUCGACCUUUACAUCAUAUAUUAAAAAAGUCAAGUAGUUUUAUUCUAAGGAAAAGAAUUAUCCAAAUGUAUCUUUAACUAAUUGA
Paramecium octaurelia is the source of this 144-nucleotide messenger RNA. The record is from the annotation of a GenBank genome assembly. NCBI's taxonomy places the organism in Eukaryota, Ciliophora, Oligohymenophorea, Peniculida, Parameciidae.